Molecule: messenger RNA, 1314 nt
Organism: Achroia grisella
Lineage: Eukaryota; Metazoa; Arthropoda; Insecta; Lepidoptera; Pyralidae
Gene: Gclm
Product: glutamate--cysteine ligase regulatory subunit
Exons: 7
Coding region: 234-1235 (333 amino acids)
Biological process (GO): glutathione biosynthetic process
Cellular component (GO): glutamate-cysteine ligase complex
Molecular function (GO): enzyme regulator activity; glutamate-cysteine ligase catalytic subunit binding
Source: RefSeq, a predicted model, not a curated record
AUCAAUAGUCAAUCAAUCGUAUUUAAUACUAUAUCACUGAACUUUAUUUCGUCAUCAAAUAAAUUUGUUGUUUUUACAGUUUCCCGCCUCUUUCAUCAUUGUUAAUUCAUACAAAUGUGCAUUCAUAUUGUCAAAUAACCAUGACAAUACUUUUACGCUGUUGAUUACACGAUUAUUAAUGUAAAAUACGUUUAGUCAGUUGGCCAACAAUUUUAUUAAAAAGUAUAAUCACGAUGUUAAAGAGUGCUUCAAAAGUAACAAUAAACACUGGAAAUGUGUUAAAUUUAAUAGAUAUCAAGAAAAAGGCUGGACAAAAUGUUACAGAAGAGUUGUCAGAAAGCAUUAAACUAACGCUGUCCGAAUGGAACUCGCAAAAUGGCUUGCCAGUCCAGAACGGAUCGUCCCCGGAUAAACAAGCCCAGGAUUCAAGGCAGCAGUCAGAUUACGUGGUAGUAUCUACAUCGACUCCCAGGGAGGCAGUUGUGAAUAUAACAAGGCCGCAUGAUGAUGUGCAGAACAAAAUGGCUGAAGAGGAACGGAAGAAUCUGAAGAUUGGCGUUAAGAUAUUCAUAAAUGAAGACAGCACUAGCUCCCUAACCGAGUGUUUGGAAAAUGUAUUCACGGCACUCCCCACUGAGUACAUAGACAACGUGAUCCUGGCUUACAACCCCGAUUUAUUGCACCUCAGUGAAGCAUCCGAUGACAAAUUGAAGAGUUCACACGCCACCAAGGCAUCGCCCAUCUCGCUUGGUAGCAACGUAGUGCGCAUACCCAGCACAGAGAUGGAGGCCGAUAGUGAGGCUGACGCGCGGAAAUGCGAGGCAAUAUUGCCCGGCAUCAAAGUGCUAUGGGCGGUCCUGGAGGAUUAUGUCGAAAGAGGGCGCGUCCAUCAGCUGGGCGUAGCGGACGUAGGAGGCGGUUGUCUUCGGCGACUUCACGCGUGGGCGCACGUGCGGCCAUCCAUAGCUCAGAUCAACCUGGCCUCGUGCUGCGUGGUGCCGCCGGCACUACAUGAGUUCUGUCGCACCAACGACGUCCAAUUACUCACGCACGGUGACCCGCCAGAUCUUCUGUCUAUAGCAGCUGUGAAGACACUUUCGGAAGCUGGAGUGGGCUGUGACAAUUUGGACUGGUGUGCGCGGUACCAAGUCCAUAUUAAAUGUAGAGGCGUCUUGGCACUCAAAGGAUAUGUUUGUAAGGCAACCCUGGGCAACAAGGACCAUGCCAUCCAGUAGGGAGAUUGGGGUGAAUUUACAUAAUAUAAUAAGUUAAAAAAUGUGAACUGUAAAAUUAAAUAAAAAAGAAAAUAUUUAU